Molecule: messenger RNA, 2043 nt
Organism: Solanum pennellii
Lineage: Eukaryota; Viridiplantae; Streptophyta; Magnoliopsida; Solanales; Solanaceae
Product: peptidyl-prolyl cis-trans isomerase CYP59-like
Exons: 1
Coding region: 299-1465 (388 amino acids)
Biological process (GO): protein peptidyl-prolyl isomerization
Cellular component (GO): nucleus
Molecular function (GO): RNA binding; peptidyl-prolyl cis-trans isomerase activity
Source: RefSeq, a predicted model, not a curated record
UAGAAUACUACAAAUUAUUAUAAGCCUUAAGUUUAGGAAACAGUCAUGGGCUGCAGUUACAAAUUUACAAGGUGUCUUUCUGUUUUUUAAACUUUAUAAUUAAUUAAAAUUCAUUAACGUGUUAAAAUAGGAAAAAAUUUCAGUUUUGUCAUGCCUUAUUCCUAAUCCUAGUAGGAAUAGACUAACACGCUAUUUUUUUUUUCUCUUUGUUAUAAAUAAACCCUCAAACCCUCUCUACUAGUCCCUCAGAAAAUCAGUCUUCAUACCUUUUCACCAGAAAAUCAGUCCUCAUUCCAUUAUGUCUGUGAUGAUAAUCACAAGUUUGGGGGACAUGGUGAUCGAUUUGUUCACCGAUCAGUGUCCGUUAACCUGCAAAAAUUUUCUGAAGUUGUGUAAGAUAAAGUAUUAUCAUAAUUGUCUCUUUCACACUGUUUGGAAGGAUUUCACAAUGCAAACCGGAGAUCCAACCGGAACAGGAACUGGAGGGGUUUCGAUAUACAAAUUUUUAUACGGUGAUCAGGCGCGUUUUUUCAGUGAAGAGAUUCAUUCUGACUUGAAGCAUUCAAAGAAAGGGACUGUGGCAAUGGCUAGUGCUAGUACUGGUGGGAAGAAUCUAAAUGCUUCUCAGUUCUAUAUCACGUUACGUGAUGACCUUGAUUCCCUUAAUGGGGAGCAUACUGUUUUUGGAGAGAUUACGGAAGGGUUUGACACGUUGAAUAGGAUAAACGAAGCUUAUGUGGAUGAAAAGACCGGCAAGCCUUAUCAAAAUAUCCGAAUCAAACAUACUUACAUAUUGUAUGAUCCUUUCGAUGAUCCUUCCCAAUUAGCCGACUUGAUUCCAGAUGCUUCACCUGAAAGAAAGCCUAAAGAUGAGAUUGAUGAUGAUGUUAGACUAGAGGAUGAUUGGAUGCCAGAGGAUGAGCAAUUAGGUGUUCGUGAAGAGAAAGAAGCACAUUCCCGAGCAGUAGUACUUGAAAGUGUAGGGGACAUUCCUUAUGCUGAGAUGAAACCCCCUGACAAUGUGCUCUUUGUUUGUAAAUUAAAUCCGACAACUGAAGAGGAAGCACUGUAUAUAAUCUUCUCAAGCUUUGGAACCGUGACAUCUGCUGAAGUAAUCAGAGAUCACAAGACUGGGGUUAGUCACUGUUAUGGUUUCAUCGAGUUUGAGGAUAAGGAGUCCUGUGAGCAAGCCUAUAUUAAGCUGGAUAAUACUGUCAUUGAUGAUCGAAGGAUACGAGUUGAUUUCAGUCAGAGUGUAGCAAAGUUAUGGUCCCAAUAUCGACCUAGAAACCGAAAAAGCAGUGGUGUUGAUGCCAUCAAACAGCCGAGGAGCUACGUACUUAAAGAAGACAACAAGCAGUAUCGAGGAGAUGGCAACUCAAAGUACUCGAAAUUUAUGAGAGCAAGAAAAGAGACAAGAAAGCACAAAGGGAGAAAAUACCAGCAAAUAACAAAGCCACGUUAAGGCUGGUCAAAUAGAUCCAAUUAUGAGCAUAUAACAAUGUGUAAUCAGUUGAAAUUAGAGAAUGAAGAUUCUAUCCCUUUUUUUAUUUAGAACAGUUAACUCCCCUCAUCCGAGACAUAGCUGCUUUACCUUGACAUGAUUUGUGAUAAAAAAAUUAGAAAAAAAGAAAUGCGCAUAAGAAGAGACUAGAGUUAGCAGUCAAGUGAACUGUUUAAUGGCUGGACGUGGAAGCUACUUUGGCUAAAACAUUUUAAGAACAUAAAUUGAACACUUGGGGGAACAUUAGGGCCACCAGAGUCAGGAGGGUAUUUUGAUCCUUACUCCAUAGUUGAAGGCACGAACGUCAUCUUAACCCCAAAAGUACUAUAAAAAAUGCUACAUUCCUGCUAAACAUGUCGAGAUGUUUAGUUUUGCUAAUCCAGUUUCAACAAAAAACAACAGAGAAAGCAUAGAAAGAUGCUUAACAUAAAACCCACAUCUUUAAAUACUGAAAGAAGUAGCUUCUACUUUUAUUGCAGGAGUAUUCAUGUAGUCCAAAGAAAAUAGAUCCCAAACUGAUUUUUUACCUAAUCACCAAA